Messenger RNA from Anastrepha obliqua, 5976 nucleotides. Its product is annotated as mucin-2-like. The record is from RefSeq and is a predicted model, not a curated record. Lineage: Eukaryota; Metazoa; Arthropoda; Insecta; Diptera; Tephritidae. The coding region runs from base 55 to 5976 and encodes 1973 amino acids. The transcript has 2 exons.
GCUGGUCCGCUGAAAACUGGUAAGCGCGAAAGUAAAAUCUACCACUCACCUACUAUGCAUCCACCAACUACUCCACCCACUUCACCAGCUACCUUAACAACAACCACACCCGAAACUACAACGUGUACUUCACCACCUAUGCAUUCACCAACUACUGUUCCCACUUCACCAGCUACCCUACCAACAACCACGCCCGAAACUACAACGUCUACUUUACCACCUAAGCAUCCAACAACUACUGUUCCCACUUCAACAACUACCUUAACAACAACCACGCCCGAAACUACAACGUCUACUUUACCACCUACGCAUCCAACAACUACUGUUCCCACUUCAACAACUACCUUAACAACAACCACGCCCGAAACUACAACGUCUACUUUACCACCUACGCAUCCAACAACUACUGUUCCCUCUUCAACAACUACCUUAACAACAACCACGCCCGAAACUACAACGUCUACUUUACCACCUAAGCAUCCAACAACUACUGUUCCCACUUCAACAACUACCUUAACAACAACCACGCCCGAAACUACAACGUCUACUUUACCACCUACGCAUCCAACAACUACUGUUCCCACUUCAACAACAACCACGCCCGAAACUACAACGUCUACUUUACCACCUAAGCAUCGAACAACUACUGUUUCCACUUCAACAACUACCUUAACAACAACCACGCCCGAAACUACAACGUGUACUUCACCACCUCCGCAUCCAACAACUACUGUUCCCACUUCAACAACUACCUUAACAACAACCACGCCCGAAACUACAACGUCUACUUUACCACCUACGCAUCCAACAACUACUGUUCCCACUUCAACAACUACCUUAACAACAACCACGCCCGAAACUACAACGUCUACUUUACCACCUACGCAUCCAACAACUACUGUUCCCACUUCAACAACUACCUUAACAACAACCACGCCCGAAACUACAACGUCUACUUUACCACCUACGCAUCCAACAACUACUGUUCCCACUUCAACAACUACCUUAACAACAACCACGCCCGAAACUACAACGUCUACUUUACCACCUACGCAUCCAACAACUACUGUUCCCUCUUCAACAACUACCUUAACAACAACCACGCCCGAAACUACAACGUCUACUUUACCACCUAAGCAUCCAACAACUACUGUUCCCACUUCAACAACUACCUUAACAACAACCACGCCCGAAACUACAACGUCUACUUUACCACCUACGCAUCGAACAACUACUGUUUCCACUUCAACAACUACCUUAACAACAACCACGCCCGAAACUACAACGUGUACUUCACCACCUACGCAUCCAACAACUACUGUUCCCACUUCAACAACUACCUUAACAACAACCACGCCCGAAACUACAACGUCUACUUUACCACCUACGCAUCCAACAACUACUGUUCCCACUUCAACAACAACCACGCCCGAAACUACAACGUCUACUUUACCACCUAAGCAUCGAACAACUACUGUUUCCACUUCAACAACUACCUUAACAACAACCACGCCCGAAACUACAACGUGUACUUCACCACCUAAGCAUCCAACAACUACUGUUCCCACUUCAACAACUACCUUAACAACAACCACGCCCGAAACUACAACGUCUACUUUACCACCUACGCAUCGAACAACUACUGUUUCCACUUCAACAACUACCUUAACAACAACCACGCCCGAAACUACAACGUGUACUUCACCACCUACGCAUCCAACAACUACUGUUCCCACUUCAACAACUACCUUAACAACAACCACGCCCGAAACUACAACGUCUACUUUACCACCUACGCAUCCAACAACUACUGUUCCCACUUCAACAACUACCUUAACAACAACCACGCCCGAAACUACAACGUCUACUUUACCACCUACGCAUCCAACAACUACUGUUCCCACUUCAACAACUACCUUAACAACAACCACGCCCGAAACUACAACGUCUACUUUACCACCUACGCAUCCAACAACUACUGUUCCCACUUCAACAACUACCUUAACAACAACCACGCCCGAAACUACAACGUCUACUUUACCACCUACGCAUCCAACAACUACUGUUCCCACUUCAACAACUACCUUAACAACAACCACGCCCGAAACUACAACGUCUACUUUACCACCUACGCAUCCAACAACUACUGUUCCCACUUCAACAACUACCUUAACAACAACCACGCCCGAAACUACAACGUCUACUUUACCACCUAAGUAUCCAACAACUACUGUUCCCACUUCAACAACUACCUUAACAACAACCACGCCCGAAACUACAACGUCUACUUUACCACCUACGCAUCCAACAACUACUGUUCCCACUUCAACAACUACCUUAACAACAACCACGCCCGAAACUACAACGUCUACUUUACCACCUAAGCAUCGAACAACUACUGUUUCCACUUCAACAACUACCUUAACAACAACCACACCCGAAACUACAACGUGUACUUCACCGCCUACGCAUCCAACAACUACUGUUCCCACUUCAACAACAACCACGCCCGAAACUACAACGUCUACUUUACCACCUAAGCAUCCAACAACUACUGUUCCCACUUCAACAACUACCUUAACAACAACCACGCCCGAAACUACAACGUCUACUUUACCACCUAAGUAUCCAACAACUACUGUUCCCACUUCAACAACUACCUUAACAACAACCACGCCCGAAACUACAACGUCUACUUUACCACCUAAGCAUCGAACAACUACUGUUCCCACUUCAACAACUACCUUAACAACAACCACGCCCGAAACUACAACGUCUACUUUACCACCUAAGUAUCCAACAACUACUGUUCCCACUUCAACAACUACCUUAACAACAACCACGCCCGAAACUACAACGUCUACUUUACCACCUACGCAUCCAACAACUACUGUUCCCACUUCAACAACUACCUUAACAACAACCACGCCCGAAACUACAACGUCUACUUUACCACCUACGCAUCCAACAACUACUGUUCCCACUUCAACAACUACCGUAACAACAACCACUCCCGAAACUACAACGUCUACUUUACCACCUACGCACCCAACAACUACUGUUCCCACUUCAACAACUACCUUAACAACAACCACGCCCGAAACUACAACGUCUACUUUACCACCUACGCAUCCAACAACUACUGUUCCCACUUCAACAACUACCUUAACAACAACCACGCCCGAAACUACAACGUCUACUUUACCACCUACGCAUCCAACAACUACUGUUCCCACUUCAACAACUACCUUAACAACAACCACGCCCGAAACUACAACGUCUACUUUACCACCUACGCAUCCAACAACUACUGUUCCCACUUCAACAACUACCGUAACAACAACCACUCCCGAAACUACAACGUCUACUUUACCACCUACGCAUCCAACAACUACUGUUCCCACUUCAACAACAACCACGCCCGAAACUACAACGUCUACUUUACCACCUAAGCAUCCAACAACUACUGUUCCCACUUCAACAACUACCUUAACAACAACCACGCCCGAAACUACAACGUCUACUUUACCACCUACGCAUCCAACCACUACUGUUCCCAUUUCAACAACUACCUUAACAACAACCACGCCCGAAACUACAACGUCUACUUUACCACCUACGCAUCCAACAACUACUGUUCCCACUUCAACAACUACCGUAACAACAACCACGCCCGAAACUACAACGUCUACUUUACCACCUAAGUAUCCAACAACUACUGUUCCCACUUCAACAACUACCUUAACAACAACCACGCCCGAAACUACAACGUCUACUUUACCACCUAAGCAUCGAACAACUACUGUUCCCACUUCAACAACUACCUUAACAACAACCACGCCCGAAACUACAACGUCUACUUUACCACCUAAGUAUCCAACAACUACUGUUCCCACUUCAACAACUACCUUAACAACAACCACGCCCGAAACUACAACGUCUACUUUACCACCUACGCACCCAACAACCACUGUUCCCACUUCAACAACUACCUUAACAACAACCACGCCCGAAACUACAACGUCUACUUUACCACCUACGCAUCCAACAACUACUGUUCCCAUUUCAACAACUACCUUAACAACAACCACGCCCGAAACUACAACGUCUACUUUACCACCUACGCAUCCAACAACUACUGUUCCCACUUCAACAACUACCGUAACAACAACCACUCCCGAAACUACAACGUCUACUUUACCACCUACGCACCCAACAACUACUGUUCCCACUUCAACAACUACCUUAACAACAACCACGCCCGAAACUACAACGUCUACUUUACCACCUACGCAUCCAACAACUACUGUUCCCACUUCAACAACUACCUUAACAACAACCACGCUCGAAACUACAACGUCUACUUUACCACCUACGCAUCCAACAACUACUGUUCCCACUUCAACAACUACCUUAACAACAACCACUCCCGAAACUACAACGUCUACUUUACCACCUACGCACCCAACAACUACUGUUCCCACUUCAACAACUACCUUAACAACAACCACGUCCGAAACUACAACGUCUACUUUACCACCCAAGCAUCCAACAACUACUGUUCCCACUUCAACAACUACCUUAACAACAACCACGCCCGAAACUACAACGUCUACUUUACCACCUACGCAUCCAACCACUACUGUUCCCAUUUCAACAACUACCUUAACAACAACCACGCCCGAAACUACAACGUCUACUUUACCACCUACGCAUCCAACAACUACUGUUCCCACUUCAACAACUACCGUAACAACAACCACUCCCGAAACUACAACGUCUACUUUACCGCCUACGCACCCAACAACUACUGUUCCCACUUCAACAACUACCUUAACAACAACCACUCCCGAAACUACAACGUCUACUUUACCACCUAAGCAUCCAACAACUACUGUUCCCACUUCAACAACUACCUUAACAACAACCACGCCCGAAACUACAACGUCUACUUUACCACCUACGCAUCCAACAACUACUGUUCCCAUUUCAACAACUACCUUAACAACAACCACGCCCGAAACUACAACGUCUACUUUACCACCUAAGCAUCGAACAACUACUGUUUCCACUUCAACAACUACCUUAACAACAACCACGCCCGAAACUACAACGUCUACUUUACCACCUAAGCAUCCAACAACUACUGUUCCCACUUCAACAACUACCUUAACAACAACCACGCCCGAAACUACAACGUCUACUUUACCACCUACGCACCCAACAACUACCUUAACAACAACCACGCCCGAAACUACAACGUCUACUUUACCACCUACGCAUCCAACAACUACUGUUCCCACUUCAACAACUACCGUAACAACAACCACGCCCGAAACUACAACGUCUACUUUACCACCUACGCAUCCAACAACUACUGUUCCCACUUCAACAACUACCUUAACAACAACCACGCCCGAAACUACAACGUCUACUUUACCACCUAAGCAUCCAACAACUACUGCUCCCACUUCAACAACUACCUUAACAACAACCACUCCCGAAACUACAACGUCUACUUUACCACCUACGCAUCCAACAACUACUGUUCCCAUUUCAACAACUACCUUAACAACAACCACGCCCGAAACUACAACGUCUACUUUACCACCUAAGCAUCGAACAACUACUGUUUCCACUUCAACAACUACCUUAACAACAACCACGCCCGAAACUACAACGUCUACUUUACCACCUAAGCAUCCAACAACUACUGUUCCCACUUCAACAACUACCUUAACAACAACCACGCCCGAAACUACAACGUCUACUUUACCACCUACGCAUCCAACAACUACUGUUCCAUAUACACCUAAGCCACCAUGCCCAUCACCUAGUUUAUGUUGUCCUUAUCCGGUGCAUGUUCCUCAUUAUCCUUUUGCUUUCCCAUAUCCUCAUGGUUUCCAAUAUCGUUAUCCUUUGCCGUAUCCUCAUCUCUUCCCAUAUCCUUACCAAUAUCCAAUCCAGCAAGUGUAG